Miscanthus lutarioriparius is the source of this 1338-nucleotide messenger RNA. The record is from the annotation of a GenBank genome assembly. NCBI's taxonomy places the organism in Eukaryota, Viridiplantae, Streptophyta, Magnoliopsida, Poales, Poaceae.
AUGUGCAACGAGGGCGAUGUUGAUGAAGCUCUGAAUGUAUUGAGCAACUUGCCGUCCCAUGGAUGCAAACCUGAUGCUGUCACCUACACACCUGUGUUGAAGAGUUUGUGUGGCUCUGAACGGUGGAAGGAGGUUGAGGAGCUCUUCGCUGAGAUGUCCAGCAACAAAUGUGCCCCAGAUGAAGUGACAUUCAACACAAUAGUCACUUCUCUGUGUCAGCAAGGCUUAGUUGAUUGUGCAAUUAAAGUUGUUGAUCAUAUGUCAGAGCAUGGAUGCGUCCCUGAUAUUGUCACAUACAGCAGUAUUCUUGAUGGUUUGUGUGACGUAGGGCUUGUUGAUGAUGCGGUUGAGUUGUUAAGCAGACUGAAAUCAUAUGGGUGCAAACCUGAUACAAUUGCAUAUACCACUGUUUUGAAGGGCCUGUGCGGCAUAGAACAAUGGGAGCACGCUGAGGAGCUCAUGGCUGAUAUGGUCUGCAGUGAUUGUCCCCCUGAUGAAGUGACAUUCAACACAAUAAUUGCUUCUCUAUGUCAGAAAGGGUUGGUUGAUCGUGCAAUCAAAGUUGUUGAACAGAUGUCAGAGAAUGGUUGCAACCCUGAUAUUGUCACAUACAAUUGUAUUAUCGAUGGUUUGUGCAACGAAAGGUGUAUUGAUGACAUGGAAUUGUUGAGCAAUCUGCAGUCCUAUGGGUGCAAGCCUGAUAUAGUUACCUUCAACACUUUAUUGAAGGGUUUGUGUAGUGUUGACCGGUGGGAGGAUGCUGAGCAGCUCAUGGUUAAUAUGAUGCACAGUAAUUGUCCCCCUGACGAAAUGACAUUCAAUACAGCUGGAAAGACUCAGGUAGCCCUUGAGCUACUGAGUGGCAUGACAAAUGGUACUCCAGAUUUGAUUACUUAUAAUACCGUAAUUUCCAAUAUUACCAAGGCCAGGAAAAUGGAGGAAGCUCUUGAUUUGUUGCGUGUGAUGGUCUCUAAUGGCCUUUGCCCAGAUACGACUACAUACAAAUCUUUAGCAUAUGGUAUCUGUAGAGUAGAUGGAACUGACAGGGCAAUGAGAAUGCUCUGCAGAGUGCAAGAUAUGGGCUUCUCACCUGACACUACAUUCUAUAAUGAUAUUCUUCUUGGUUUUUGUCAAAAUUGGAGAGCAGAUCUCGUCAUUAAUUGCUUUGCUCAUAUGGUCUCCAGUGGCUGCAUGCCUGAUGAAUCAACCUACAUUAUACUCCUUGAGGCUCUUGCUUAUGAGUGUCUUUUGGAUGAGGCAAAACAACUUCUAGUCAACCUGUGUUCUCUAGGCGUUCUAGAUAAGAGCUUGAUUGAGGAAGAAAGCUACUAUUCAUAG